Molecule: messenger RNA, 3516 nt
Organism: Menidia menidia (Atlantic silverside)
Lineage: Eukaryota; Metazoa; Chordata; Actinopteri; Atheriniformes; Atherinopsidae
Source: the annotation of a GenBank genome assembly
AUGGCGGAAGAGGAGGUGGCCAAGCUGCAGAAGCACCUGGCCCUGCUGAGGCAGGAGUAUGUGAAGAUGCAGCAGAAGCUGGCCGACACGGAGCGGCGCUGCGCUGUCCUCGCUGCUCAGGCCUCCGGCCAGGGCGCCUCCGGCCAGGGCUGCUCCAGCCCGGCCGCAGCAGACACCUUCAUCAGCCGUCUGCUGGAGAUCGUGGCCAACCUCUACCAGCAGGAACAGUACAGUGACCUGAAAAUAAAGGUUGCAGGGGACCAGUUUUGCGCUCACAGGUUCGUGCUGGCUGCCCGCAGUGAUGUCUGGAGCCUGGUUAACAUGGCCUCCACCUCUGAACUGGACCUAACCGAUUGCAAACCUGAGGUUGCCAUGGCAAUGCUGCGCUGGGCCUACACAGACGAAUUGGAGCUGAGUGAGGAUGACGCCUUCCUUAUUGACCUGAUGAAACUGGCCAAUCGCUUCCAGCUUCAGCUCCUCAGAGAGAGGUGUGAAAAAGGGGUCAUGUCAUCAGUGAAUGUCAGGAACUGCAUUCGCUUCUACCAGACAGCUGAGGAGCUAAAUGCCACCACACUGAUGAACUACUGUGGAGAGAUCAUCGCCAGCCACUGGGAUGAUUUAAGGAAAGAAGAUUUCAGCACCAUGAGUGCCCAACUUCUGUACAAGAUGAUCAAAUCUAAAACAGAGUAUCCUCUCCACAAAGCCAUCAAAGUCGAACGUGAAGACGUGGUGUUCUUGUAUCUCAUUGAGAUGGACUCCCAGUUACCUGGUAAGCUAAACGAACUAGACAACAAUGGUGACCUGGCCCUAGACCUGGCGCUUUCCCGUAAAUUAGAAAGUAUAGCCACUACUCUGGUUAACAACAAAGCUGAUGUGGAUAUGGUGGACCAGAGUGGCUGGAGCCUCCUACACAAGGCAAUCCAAAGAGGUGAUGAAUUUGCUGCCAUCUUCCUCAUUCGCCACUCAGCUCAGGUGAAUGCAGCCACAGUGGGGGCGGUGGAAACCCCACUUCACUUAGUCUGUUCUUUCAGCCCCAAAAAACACUCUGCAGAGGUGAUGAGCGGCAUGUCUCGGAUCGCAGAGUCCCUGCUCAAAGCUGGAGCCAACCCUAACAUGCAGAACAGCAAGGGCAGGACUCCUUUGCAUGAAGCCGUGGCAUCGGGAAACGAUGCCGUGUUCAAUCAGCUACUACAGUGCAAACAGCUUGACUUGGAACUCAAGGACCACGAGGGCAGCACAGCUCUGUGGCUUGCCCUGCAGUACAUCACCAUGUCCUCAGACCCCUCAGUCAACCCAUUUGAGGAAGAUGCACCAGUAGUCAACGGCACUUCGUUUGACGAGAACGGUUUUGCGGCCCAGCUUAUCAAAAGAGGAAGCAACCCUGAUGCUCCUGACACUGCAACAGGAAACUGCCUCAUGCAGAGAGCUGCUCGGGCAGGUAGUGAGGCCGCUGCCCUUUUUUUAGCCACUCAUGGGGCAAAGGUUAACCAUGUAAACCAAUGGGGUGAAAGCCCUCUUCACACAGCAUGUUGCUGUGGCCUGUCCAGCCUGACCGCUGAGCUGCUCCAGCAAGGGGCCAACCCCAACCUGCAGACCGAGAAGGCACUGCCGAAUGACACUACUGGUGGGGCUAUGCAAACGCCCCUCCACAUGGCCAUUGCCCACAACCACCCAGAUGUGGUGUCUGUCAUCCUGGAGCAAAAAGCCAACGCACUACAUGCCACAAACAACUUUCAGAUCAUUCCAGACUUCAGUCUCAAAGACUCAAUGGACCAGACAGUCCUCGGCCUGGCCCUCUGGACAGGUAUGCACACCAUAGCAGCUCAGCUGUUGGGCUCGGGGGCAUCUAUCAACGACACUAUGUCCAAUGGACAAACCCUGCUUCACAUGGCCAUCCAAAGACAGGACAGCAAGAGUUCUCUAUUCCUACUUGAACAUCAAGCAGACAUCAAUGUCAGAACACAAGAGGGACAAACAGCACUACAGCUGGCCAUCAGUAACCAGCUUCCACUUGUGGUGGAUGCUAUUUGUACAAGAGGGGCUGAUAUGUCAGUGAUUGAUGACAAAGGGGACCCUCCUUUAUGGCUGGCCCUUGAGAAUGGCCUGGAAGAUAUUGCAUCUACGCUGGUCCGACAUGGCUGUGAUGCCACUUGCUGGAGCACAGGGCCCUCUGGCUGCCUGCAGACACUCCUGCAUAGAGCCGUGGAUGAAAAUAACGAGGUCUCCGCUUGCUUCCUCAUUCGCAGUGGUAGUGAUGUAAAUAGCCCCAGGCGGCCAGGUCCUAAUGGGGAGGGAGAUGAGGAAGCCCGAGAUGGACAAACACCCCUCCACCUGGCAAGUAGUUGGGGGUUGGAGGAGGUGGUGCAGUGCCUUCUAGAGUUUGGAGCAAAUGUUAACGCACAGGACGCAGAGGGCAGAGCUCCCAUCCACGCCGCCAUUAGCAGCGGGCACAACGUCAUUAUACAGCUCCUCAUUUCCCAUCCAGACAUUCGACUCAACAUUCGCGACCGCCAAGGAAUGACUCCGUUUGCAUGUGCCAUGACACACAAAAACAAUAAGGCAGCAGAAGCUAUUCUCAAAAGGGAGCCCGGCGCUGCUGAACAGGUGGACAACAAAGGGCGGAAUUUCCUCCAUGUGGCCGUUCAAAACUCGGACAUUGAAAGUGUCCUAUUCCUCAUCAGUGUUCAAGCUAACGUCAACUCCAGGGUUCAGGAUGCAGCCAAGCUCACCCCUCUUCACCUGGCUGUGCAGGCUGGCUCUGAAAUCAUCGUCCGCAACCUGUUGCUUGCUGGAGCCAAAGUGAAUGAGGUGACCAAACACAGACAGACGGCGCUACAUCUGGCUGCCCAGCAGGACCUGGCCACUAUCUGCUCUGUUUUGCUGGAGAAUGGCAUCGAUUUUGCUGCUGAGGAUGAGAACGGCAAUAAUGCUCUGCAUCUGGCUGUGAUGCAGGGCCGCCUUAACAAUGUCAGAGCCCUUCUCACAGAGUCCAACAUUGACGCUGAGGCCUUCAAUCUCAGGGGUCAGUCACCAAUGCAUGUGUUAGGCCAUUAUGGCAAAGAGAACGCUGCUGCCAUUUUUGAGUUGUUUCUGGAGUGCAUGCCGGAAUAUCCCCUGGACAAACCGGACAAUGAGGGAAACACAGUUCUGCUCUUGGCCUACAUGAAAGGAAAUGCAAACCUGUGCCGUGCCAUUGUGAGGGCUGGGGCUCGCCUCGGCGUCACUAACAAUCAGGGCAUCAACAUUUUCAACUACCAAGUUGCCACCAAACAGUUGCUCUUUCGCCUUUUAGAUAUGCUGUCCAAAGAGCCCCCAUGGUGUGAUGGGUCUAACUGCUACGAAUGUGCUGCCAAAUUUGGCGUCACAACACGGAAACAUCACUGCCGCCAUUGUGGGCGCCUGUUGUGCCACAAGUGCUCUAUAAAGGAGAUACCUAUCAUCAAGUUUGACUUGAACAAACCGGUGAGAGUGUGCGACAUCUGCUUUGACGUACUAACUCUAGGCGGGGUGUCAUAA